AUGGGCGGUGGUUUAUUUGAAUGUUCGAUUGAUUACAUGCGAAUGAUGACACAAAUCAAUGCACAUUUGAGACUGAGUACACAAGAAAGGAAAGAACUUUUCGAUUCAUCGAAUGAGUCGCCAAUGAAUCGAGCACUUUCACAACAAUUCCCAGUUGAGCACAUGGUGCCCGUCGAAUUGUCAGCG
Molecule: messenger RNA, 186 nt
Organism: Mesorhabditis belari
Lineage: Eukaryota; Metazoa; Nematoda; Chromadorea; Rhabditida; Rhabditidae
Source: the annotation of a GenBank genome assembly